CUAACCAGGUUACCAUUAGGAUGUGAUCCUUCCAUUUUGUUUAGCUAAGCUAACGCUAGCUUGUACCGUUUUGCGGCAGAUAUGGAUGACGCUGACGAACCGGGAUUAGUCCUGUCGCACAACACCUCUUCGGGCUCUAAGUCGGGUGGAGACAAGAUGUUUUCCCUGAAGAAGUGGAACGCAGUAGCCAUGUGGAGCUGGGAUGUUGAGUGCGAUACCUGCGCCAUUUGUCGGGUACAAGUUAUGGACGCGUGCCUUCGAUGCCAGGCGGAGAAUAAACAAGAGGACUGUGUCGUUGUAUGGGGGGAAUGCAACCACUCCUUCCAUAACUGCUGCAUGUCACUCUGGGUGAAGCAGAACAACCGCUGCCCGCUCUGCCAACAGGACUGGGUGGUUCAGAGAAUCGGCAAAUAAGCACGCCGUCCAGGUGGACUGUACAAAUGCACCAGAUAAUGGUGAUGGACUUCUCAGUGUUCCCGGCAGCAUUUCCUGAGCUGUCCGCUCCCUUGACGGUUGCAUGUUUCCGUUAUACCUGGUAUCAGAAUGAGGACAAUGGACACAGUUUGAGCUGCGCAGAUCGGCGGCUGAGGGGGAUCACGUGUCGAGAAGAGACGAACAAAAUGUGUUGGAGCGUCAAAUGUUUUGCUUACAGUUAUGUGGUGUUUGGCGCAUCUUGAAAAUGUGAGUUUCUUUUUUAAAAGAAAUGAAAUGUGAAUAAUAGUGAUUCAGACACUCUUGAAAUAAAAGUCCCAUUAAUAAAGUGAAA
This is a messenger RNA of Cyprinodon variegatus (sheepshead minnow), 766 nucleotides long. It is a transcript of the gene rnf7, whose product is annotated as ring finger protein 7. The record is from RefSeq and is a predicted model, not a curated record. Lineage: Eukaryota; Metazoa; Chordata; Actinopteri; Cyprinodontiformes; Cyprinodontidae. Gene Ontology annotation, biological process: protein ubiquitination; ubiquitin-dependent protein catabolic process. The transcript is spliced from 3 exons. Gene Ontology annotation, cellular component: Cul5-RING ubiquitin ligase complex; nucleus. Bases 82 to 414 code for a protein of 110 amino acids. Gene Ontology annotation, molecular function: cullin family protein binding; zinc ion binding; ubiquitin protein ligase activity.